AUGUUUGUUACAGUUGUAAUGGCAUACGAUAUCUUUGAUCCAACCGCAAACAUAACCAUUACAUGGGAUGUUGUUUCAUGGACUCCAGAUGGCUACGUGGCUGUGGUGAAGAUGAACAACUAUCAAAUGUAUCGUCCAAUCAUGACUCCAGGAUGGACAUUGGGAUGGACAUGGGCUAAAAAGGAAAUAAUUUGGUCGAUUCUAGGAGCUCAGGCGAUUGAUCAAGGAGAUUGCAAGGACUUACCCAGUAAUAUUCCUCAUUCCUGUGAGAAGAAUCCCAGAAUCAUUGACAUGCAGCCUGGAGUACCUUACAACCAGCAGUUCCUCAACUGCUGCAAGGGUGGUUUUGUAAGUUCAAUGGGUCAAGAUCCUGCUAAUUCAGUCUCGGCGUUUCAGUUGAGUGUUGGGAAUUCGGGCAAUACUUAUAAAACAGUCGGUUUGCCCAAGAAUUUCUCCCUGCUGGGUCCCAAUCAAGGAUACACCUGCAGCCCUAUAUCCAUUGUGCCAUCUUCGGUUUCUUUAUCAUCUGGUGGUCGUAGAAAGAACCGAGCUUUAAUGUCAUGGCAACUGGUGUGUCGUUACUCCCAGUUUCUGGCCUCGGAGAUCCCAACCUGUUGUGUCUCGAUGUCAUCUUUUUACAACAGUGACAUCACUCCAUGUCUUUCAUGUGCUUGUGGCUGCAGGAACAAUGAAAACUGUGUUACUAAUAACUCGCCUAUAUCACGUGUGGUUGGAUCAACAAGCCCACAUACAGAAGGCAAUGCUCCAUUGAAGCGAUGCACUCACCACAUGUGCCCUGUUCGGGUUCAUUGGCAUGUGAAAAGAAACUACAAGAUGUAUUGGCAUGUGAGGAUCACCAUCACCAACUUCAAUUUCAAUUUCAACUACACUAAGUGGACACUUGUUGCUCAACAUCCGAAUCUCAACAACAUUGCCAAAGUUGAUGAUUUUAACUAUAAGCCUCUUCUCCUCUUUGAACCCAUAAAUGAUACAGGUAUGUUUUAUGGUGUAGAGGAGCUGGAUAACGACCACCUUCUGGAGGCUGCAAGUGUGCAUUCAGAGAUGAUUCUUCAAAAAAAUAGGACAACAUUCUCAUUGAAUCGUGGGUGGGCAUUCCCUCAUAAAGUCUACUUCAAUGGUGACGAAUGCAUAAUGCCCCUGCCUGUCUCUUACCCGUCUCUUCCAAACUCCGUCCUUCCCCUUUUAUAUGUUGGACGAAUGGCCAUUAUUAUUCAAGUACUAAUAGCAACAUUUCAUCAGUUUAUCUAA
Lactuca sativa (garden lettuce) is the source of this 1269-nucleotide messenger RNA. Its product is annotated as COBRA-like protein 4. Lineage: Eukaryota; Viridiplantae; Streptophyta; Magnoliopsida; Asterales; Asteraceae. Gene Ontology annotation, biological process: cellulose microfibril organization; plant-type cell wall cellulose biosynthetic process. The record is from RefSeq and is a predicted model, not a curated record. Gene Ontology annotation, cellular component: plasma membrane.